ACUCUGAUGCUGAUGUGUGUGUGUCGCCUGGGUCUGACGUCUCUCUCUCUCUCUCUCUCUCUCUCUCUGUACAUCUCUGAGUGUGUGUGUAAACAGGAUGAUGGAAGCUCACUCUCGUCCUCAGACCAUCACAUCAUCGUAAGUAACACACUGUGACGUUUGCGUACGUCAUGCAGCUCGAUGAAACAGACAGUGUAUUUGCUGAUCUGAACUCGGUGAUUCCUGAGACAGAGCUGCUGGAUAACAGCAUACAGAAGAGCCGAGCACCGCUACCGCUGAAGAGCAGGAGGAACCGACCAUCACGCUCGCGUCUCACUGACAGCCUGAGCUCCACCGAGGGGGACGAGGGGCCCGACACCAGGUCUGCAGACACGCCCCUCCACUCAGCUCCAGUGCACUCGUUCCUCCGUGACUCCACCCUCACGCCAGAGCUCCUCCUCUCCUCCUUUGACGCUGCCCUCGCGCGCAGAUCUCCGGAGGACCCUAAAGCUCAUCGUUACCGUCAGCUCACCAACACCACAUCCCACGAUGCACUGCUGCCCCCCGUCCCGCCCUCCCCCUGCAGGUCAUGUCCCGAAACCUCCCCUGUGCACUUCCGCAGGGGCCGACGCCCUGAAAGUGAAGUGUUGGUGUCAGAUGACAGUCAGGAUGAUAAUAUAGCCGAGUCCGACAGUCCCACUGUGGUUCUGGAUAAAAAGACCAAACGGAGGUUCCUGGAUUUGGGAGUGACUCUGCGUCGUUCAUAUGUCAGAGUAAAGAAAGAUAACGCAAAAAGAUUUUCCUUGGGAAGCCGAGAACUGUGCGAGAACUCAUCCCGCCAUUCGGGAUCCUUCGUGCCUUUUUCCUGGUUUUCCGACAGUCAUCGUUCCUCCUCCACGUCCUCCUCUCCCCGCAUGGUGACUCACUCCCGCAGCCCGAGCAAGUCCGACUCUCAGGAGUCGGCAUUCAGUGAUGAGUUUUCUCCUAAAAGUCCUCUGGCUCCGUCUGAAUCUCGCUCCUCUCAUCACCCGUACCAGACUCUGUCCCAGUCUUCAGACGAGCGUGCAGACGAGCCUCAGUGUGUCGCCAGAUCGUGGAGCACACAGCAGGUGUGUGAUUGGUUGAAGAGUUUAAACAUGGAGCAGUAUGUCCCCGAGUUCAGGGACAAAGACGUGGAUGGAGAACUCCUGCUGCAGAUGGACGGCACCAAACUCAAGGCUCUGGGUGUGUUAAACUCAUCGGAUCGCAGCGUUCUGAAGCGUCGCAUUAAAGACAUACACGCUGCAGCGGAAAAGGAGAGGAAAGCUCUGGACAAGCUGGAGAAACAGAGAGAGAAGCAGCGGAAGAAAGACCAAGAGCAGAGGAAGAGUUAAAAAUGGAGGCAGAAACGGGCUGCGUCUCAAACGCCCCAAAAACUUUCACACUCACUUAGUGUUCUUAUUAAAACGUCGGCCAUUUUGAGAAAAUCCUAGAGCACACUUAGUCCAUUUUAGCAAGAGUUCUGGGUCGCAUGUUAUGGGUGAUUAUUACCCAUAAUGCACUGCUGGUGUGUGUCAGGUUAGCAGUGAAAAACGACAGUGAGCUGGUUUACAGACAGUGGAAAGUUCACUAGAUUGUCUUUUACAUAGAACUUGAGCUCAGACAUGCUUAGUGGUCAUCUGUCAGGCUUUUGUUACGCAUGCUAAUUUGUGUAGAGCGCUAAUCUUGUACGCUAACUGCUAAUUGGCGGUUUUUAUGUGAUUUCCUGAACAGAAUAAAAUCUGAUAAUCCACCAUUAGGAACAUCACAUCCCAUUAAUCUACCAUUACAGACCAUCAGAAACGCACUAGCAUCCAGUAGAAAUCUCUACAUGGUUUCUAAUAAUGAAGAAGUGUUAGCGGAUUUAAAAAGCUAGCAUGCUAGUUAGCUGCUGUCACAGCUGGAGUCACCUACAGAACCAAGAUCAGCAUUUGUACGUGGUUCUGAGGGGUGUUUUUUCCCCAUCUGUACAUAAAGCUAGAUCUCUGUCAAGCUUUAUCUGAGUGUGCUAAUCUCAUAUGCUAACCGCUAAUUAGCGAUUAGCUAGCUGUGGUUUUAUAUGCUAUUAUUAUGACUUUACAUGUGUGUGGCUACUUGUGCGCGCUUGCUAAUCAGCUGCGUUAUAGUUAGAUAUACGAUUAGCGGAUUCUGUGUGUUCUAGAAUUUUCUGUGUUUCUUAAAAUGGCUAAUGCUGAUAUGAAAAAAUAGUGCAAAGUCACGAUUAACGACUCCUGUUUGUGAUCGUCACAAAUCAUUUUAGGUUUUAGUGACAGCGUGCACACACACGUCCCUCGUUGGCCCACUGACGUGCAGUGGCGUGGGAUUCUUUUUGGCGUUAUGCAGCACGUGUUGCGUUAUUAUCUUUAUAUUAUUAUGCCUUAUGUGUUAUAUGUGAAAUAUCACACUGGUCGGUUAGCUACGUAACAGAGUUAUAACACGUUCGGCUCCACCGUUCUCGUGUGUGUAAUAGAGAUGUGUGUGUGUAUCGUCUAAGUGUGACCAUAUCUUCACUUCAUCUCGAGAGAAAUAUUUAUUGAGGAAAAAACAAAGACAUUACAGAGAUAACUAGCAGCGUUAGCAAGAGUUAGCGAUGGGUGUUUCAAUGCGGUUUUUAACGUUUCCUCAUCUUCUUAAGCCUGGUUCUUUUACUUUAUCAGCUCAAGGGAGGUUUGUUUGAUGUGGGAUGGAGCACAGUUUUACCCAGAAUGCAUUGCUGACAUUGUUUUCCUUUUAAUAUAUAAACAAGAGCCACAAAAUUCUCCAUAACACAGCUCAGAAUCCCCCAAUUGUCACUCUAGCUCAUGCUAGCUAAAUGACCAGCUAACUCACAGUUCAUUAUACUAAUGACUAGCAUGCUUUACAUACAGUAAACAGCUGGAUGUACUCAUUAUUAGCAGCAGGCUAACUUAUAGUCAUCUCACAGGAUAACUGAAGAAUUUAAUUUGCUAGUUAAGUUAAUUUCUGGGCUAACGGCUAACAGCUAACAGUGCUCAUUUUAAUACUACUUCAUAAAAUGUCAUAUCUUACUGCUUUUCGUAUUAGAGAAUUAAAUAAAAUUGGGCCAUUUUUUAAGCUAACUGCACAUAAAGUGUGUGCAUUAUGCUAUUUCAUAGUUAGGCCAACAUCACGGAUAUCAUUACGUCAUUUGCUAUACCUAUACGCAGUGCGUUAAGAAAAUGCGUAACAGUUUCAGUCAUGUCAUGGGAAAUGGUUUCCAUUAGGGAUUUUCUGGUUACAGGAACCAUUAGGAACUUGAUAUUCCAUUAAAGUAAACUAAACAUUACAGAGCAUUCAACGUCCAUUAAAAACAAUUAGAUGCCAGAACAUCUGUAAUGGUUUCCAUCACAAAAUGGGAAAUGGCUUAAUGGUUCCUAAAUGUUUCCACUAGAACCCAGUAAGACAUUCUUUACCAUCAGAAUAAAAUCAGAUAAUCCACUAGGAACCAAUAGAAACCACACAUUUCAUUAAACUACCAUUACAAACCUUGAGAAAUAUUAAAACCUGUAAUGGAAACCAGUACAGAUUUUCCAGUUUUUAAUGGGAUUUAAUUUAUUUCUUGUGGUCAGUUUAAUGAAAUAUGAUGUUUCUAAUGGUUUGUAAUGGAUUGUGAAAUUUUAUUCUACUUCUAAAACAAGUGUUUAAUAGCAACUGGAACAUUUCUAAUGGAAACCAUUAAUCUGAUUCCCAUUACAUGAUCGAAACCAUUACAGAUUUCCUGCUUCCUAAUGAGGUUUAAUGUGUUUCUAAUGGUAUGUAAUGCUAGUAUAAUGGAAUGUCAGGUUCCUAAUGAUUCCUUUAAGCAGAAACUUGAUAGAGAGAGAAAGGGGG
Ictalurus punctatus (channel catfish) is the source of this 3825-nucleotide messenger RNA. Its product is annotated as sterile alpha motif domain-containing protein 14. The record is from RefSeq and is a predicted model, not a curated record. Gene Ontology annotation, biological process: actin filament organization; calcium-mediated signaling; neuron projection development. The transcript is spliced from 10 exons. Gene Ontology annotation, molecular function: actin filament binding. Bases 171 to 1352 code for a protein of 393 amino acids. Lineage: Eukaryota; Metazoa; Chordata; Actinopteri; Siluriformes; Ictaluridae. Gene Ontology annotation, cellular component: dendrite; cytoplasm; postsynaptic density.